CGCCUCGGACCGCCCCCCUCCCUCGGCGCUUUUCAGUGCGGCCAGGGACCGCCCUGGCCCUGGGUGGCCCCCGUUCUUCCCGGGAGGCUCCAAGGUGGCCGCUACAAAGCACACCCCACGAGCCCCAGGAGUCGAAGGAAGGAAACACUUGUACAAACCUAACCUUUUAGAGCUUCGCGCGGAUUUUUUGCACCGACGCUGGGGCCCCCCAGGCGGCGCCUCCGGCGCCGAUCGAGCAAAUCCGUGCGGAGCUUCAAGGGUUUAUGUCUAUGCCUUCCGAUGUUCCCCUAUGGAGGCCUCAAGCUGGGGCACAGAGCUGGGGGCACCCUGGGGCAGAUUCAGCUCUGGCAGCCCUGGUCCGUUGCUGCUUUGCUCCGCAGGCAGCCGUGAGCUGCCGCUUCCACUUUCCCCGUAGCCGAUACCGUCCUCGAUCCAUGCCGACCAGGCGCGCCACCCUCGCUGCCCUGGCGGGCGCCGUGGCGGGGACGCCGCGGCAGGCGGCGGCCCUCUCGCUCGGGCUGCAGGGCAACGGCAGCUCCGAGGAGGGCUCCGUGGGCACCUGGCGUGCCCCUGGAGGAGGUCGACCCCUCCAAGUAUUCGUGCAGUGGCUUGACAGCGACAGCCCCGCGGAGGAGCCAGUGCUGACCCAGGCGCGCGCGGACGCCAAGAAGAACAAGGGCCCUCCGCACUUCCCGGACCUGCAGAGUUACAUGGAAAGGUGCCAGGCCACGGAUCCGGACGUGGUUGAGAUCCCCACCUGGAUGGGCCGAAUGGGCAACCGCGUCUGGCAGGUCCUGAAUGCCGUGCGCAUCGCGGAGGCGACGGGCAGGAAGUUUGUGAAGAUCCCGAGGACAGGCGGCGGCCUGGAUCACCACCUCUUCAGCAGCCCACAGGACAGGCUGAUCGAGGUCGCGCCUCCCGAGGCCCCGAGGACCUGUGAUUUCGUCCCCGUCUCCGGUAAGAUGUACGCCUGGCAUCACGACUGCCGCUUCCUCUUCUUCAACCGGUGCCGCACCACCGUCAAGGAGCGGAUGGUGACCUACAACAAGUACGUCCUGCCAUUGAUGAGGGACGACAUCACGGACAGGUGCGCGGCGGGUGCCGACGACGAGGUCACCAUCCACAUCAGGAACGGCGACGUGGCCCUGCACAACGACCUGAAUCCCGAGAUGCGGCCCGAGCACCGACAGCCUCCGUGCGCCUACUUCCACAAGGUCAUCCAGGCUGGCCACAAUGGGAGCCCAUUCAAGAGGGUCCAGCUGGUGUACUCGAGUGAGGAGCCAGCGAGCCCGUGCAUCGACGACAUUGUAGAGAAGCACAAGGACAAGGUGAUCCUCAGACCAGCACCAGCAGUGCCCGGCGACGUAUGCCACAUCCUGAGGGCCAAGAAUCUUGCAACCACGAUGAGCUCCUUCGCAACGGUGCUCAAAAUGAUGAACACGGGCUUGCAACGCCUCUUCUUCGCGAACAUGCUGUCCCCGAAAAUCAUGACGAAGGAGCAGUACGACAUCCAGAUGGACUACUACGAGUUCAGGAUGGGCGAGCUGUGCGACGUUUUCCCAGAGGUCACGAGCUACUCGGUGCCCGACCUGUUCCUGAACGAGUCCUUCUUUCUGAGAUUCCCCGACGAGAACAUCGUCGUAGACUCCUGCCAGGGGGACCCGCAGAGCAUCGCGACCCUCCGCGAGGCGGUGCGGUCCAAGAGCGCGGCCGCGAAGAAACGCCGCUGGUCCCGGUGAGUCGCGAGGCGGCCCUGAAAGCAGACCUGGUGCGGAGCUUCUUUCCUUUCGUCUCCUCGUCGUCGUCCUCUCCUCUUC
Molecule: messenger RNA, 1817 nt
Organism: Prorocentrum cordatum
Lineage: Eukaryota; Dinophyceae; Prorocentrales; Prorocentraceae
Source: the annotation of a GenBank genome assembly